AUGGGUGCACACAUCUCCGACACCCGCCGCGCGCGCCGCCGCAGCUCACCCGGCCGCCGCUGCUCGGCCGCCGCUGGCCGCCCCGGUGUUGCGCCGCCCGCCGCGCCCGCCGGAGCUGCGCCAGUCCGCUCGCCCGUCCGUCCUCACAGCACGCUCCCGACCAUCACCCGCCACCCGUCGCCUGGCGCGCCUCCCGCCGCAAGCGCGGCCGCAGCUCACCCGGCUGCCGUAGCUCGGCCACCGCCCACCGCACCGCCGGCCACGAGCGCAACGCCCGACGCGCGUGCGGCUCCGUCGCCCACCGUGAGCGUGGCCGCAGCUCACCCGGCCGCCGCUGCCCGCCCCAGUGCUGCGUCGUCCGCCGCGCCAGUCCGCUCGUCCGCCCAUCCUCGCAGCGCGCAGCCCGACCAUCGCCCGUCCCCCGCUGCGAGCGCGCCUCCCGCCGCGAGCGCGGCCGCUGCUCGGCCACCGCCCGCCGCUCGGCGCGCCGUCGGCCACGAGCGCAACGCCCGACGCGCGUGCGGCUCCGUCGCCCGCGCGCGAGCGCGGCCGCAGCUCACCCGGGCGCCGCUGCCCGUUCCGGUGUUGCGCCGCCCGCCCGUCCUCGUAGCGCGCUGCCCGACCAUCGCCCCCCACCCACCGCUCGGCAUGCCUCCCGCGACGAGCGCGAUGCGCGCCGCGAGCGCGGCCGCAACUCACCCUGCCGCCGCUGCUCGGCCACCGCCCGGCGCGCCGCCGGCCACGAGCGCGACGUCCGACGCCGGUGCCAGAGCCGCGAGACCGUCGCCGUGCUCCGUCCGUCCGUCGUCAUAG
Molecule: messenger RNA, 813 nt
Organism: Sorghum bicolor (sorghum)
Lineage: Eukaryota; Viridiplantae; Streptophyta; Magnoliopsida; Poales; Poaceae
Product: mucin-1-like
Exons: 2
Coding region: 1-813 (270 amino acids)
Source: RefSeq, a predicted model, not a curated record